AUGGUUGAAAACAGAACGAGAAUGUGGAUUAUUCUGGCUUUGGUAAUAACAAUGGUUGAAGGAUCGAAUGAAAGUAUGUUUUGUAAAAAUAAAUGAUUUCACUUUAAAAUAUACAUUUUCAGAUGAAGACUAUGUUGGAUUAUUGUGGAAAGUUGCUUAUACUCCACCAGAACCUCCUAAAGAAUUUCUUCCAAUGGAUUUUGACACUGUCAAAAACCGUGCUGAUCUCAAAAAAUGCAAAAAAAGUUUAGAUUGUCCUUUGGAUUUUUUCUGCAACGAGCCAAUAUCGAAAAAAAUCAAUAAAAAGUUCUGUUAUCGUAGUAAGUUGAUUUAUUUGGGCACUAGAAUACGUUUCAUUCCUUAUUAGCUUUUUUUAAACAAAAAUUGUGGGUUGAGUUAUGAUAAGUUAGUCUCAUCGUUUCAUUUUGUUGUAAUCAUAUUUUUAUUCGACAGAAUAACAGUACUAAACCAUUGUUUUUCAGUUCCGACUUAUUCUCCUGAAAAGUAUUUUCAAUCGCUGAGUGAAAACGCAAUCGGUCUUCAUCUGUGUAAUAUUAACGAUCACCACUCUUCGAACAAAUGUUCAACAUGUCGGAAACCUGCUGAAAUAUCAAAAACCCCUGAUAAUGCCAAAUUGUUAUGGGGAAAUAAGCGCUAUGAUGGAUAUUGUUUCAAAGGUAAACUUUUAAAUUAUUCGAAAAUCAAGUAUACUUAUAAUGGUAUUUUUAUACAGAGAUUGAAGUAGGCUGCAAAAAUGGAAAAGUUGGUUACAAUAGAAAUGAAAUUGUUGAAUACUGUAAAGAAGAGAAAGGCGCAUUAUCUGCAUAUAUUUUUUCCAACCAAAAACGAAUUGUUUGCUGUCCACGAACUUAUUGCAAGCUGACAGGAACAAAAAAUAAUUUUCGAUCAAGUGAAUUGGAUCUCGAAUUAUUCGCUAUGUGUUCACAUGUUCGCUUUGGCGGAUCCGCUGGGUUAUCUGGUAAUUUGGCCAACAUUAUAAGUAAUAAAUUUGUUUUUUGUGAUGCCGAUAGUAUAAUAUGUCGUAAGUUUUUAUCAAUUCACAUAAAAUUUUAAAUUUCCACAUAUUUUCAGCAUACCCAUUUGCUUAUCAUUUGUUCAAAGAUCAUUUGAUGAAUUAUUCCGAAAUUCCAUCGGAAUUAUUACCAGAUGGUUUUAACAAUGUGCAAAAAACACCUAUCAAAUGCAAUAAUAACAAAGAUUGUGGCAAUAAUCGAUUCUGUGGGCCUUUUUUAUCAUUUCAAACCAAUCCGACAAACAAAAAAAGUUGCUAUUUACGAAAUCGAAAAUAUUAUGAUCAAAAAGCUGGAGACGACUGCAAUUUAGAUGAGAAUUGUUUGGAUGAAACUGGCAAACCAAAUUUGGGAAAAUUCAUUUGUACCGAAAAUUUGGAAACAAUGCUUUUGGCAUCGGAAGUCAAUUAUUGCUGGAAUGGUAUAUUUAUUCCAAAAAAUAUACCAUUUAAUUGAUUUUUUCAGCACCGCCAAUUCCAAAACCACAUAAACUGUCAGAAGCUAUGGAUGAAAAUGAAAUUGGCUUGCAUUUUUGUAAUACACCUGAUGAUUGCCCAUUGCUUCCCAUUGGAAGUUUUGUAUGCAUACAAUUUGGAAACGAUGUGACAUAUAUGGGAAUUGUGAAAGAUAGAAGAACAUUAUGUAAUGGAAUUUGUAUCAAAACAUCUCUUCCGAGUGAGUUUUCGGGAGGAAGUUGGAUAAAAAUUGCUAAAAUCUGAAAAAAUCAAAUUGAAUUAUUUUUGGAUAACUAGGAAGUCGUAGAAUUUAGGAAUUUGAAAAAAAAUACCUUUAAUUAUUUCAAAAUUCCGAAACUUGCCCAAAAAAACUAUGAGCUAUUGGAGUUUUAAAUUUUUCUAUUUUCCAAAAAAAUCAACUUAUAUCUAGUGAAUCUCGAGAAAUAAAUAACUGUCAUAUAAUAAUCCUUAUUUUAAUUUCAAAGAAGUGGUAAGUCAAACUGUGGCCGAUGUUUUCUGUCCGGACCUCCAAACAAAAUUAGCAAAUGAGCCAAAAUGUGAUUCAAAUGGAAUUUGCACAACUCAACGUGGAGCUGUCUGUAUAUUAGGUCAUUGUUGUCCAUCUUCAGAAUUCAAUAUGACAACAAUGGAAGUAAUUAAAGGAAAAUAUCAUUAUUUAACAGCAGAACCAUGUGAUCAUUUUGAUCAAUCAUAUCGCAAAUUAUGGUAUGCGUAUUGUGAUCCAGAAACAAGAAAUAUUGCAUAUUUUGGGAAUAUGUCAGAAUUCGAUGAACCACUUACAAUGCUCGAAUUCAACAAAUCGUGUUUAUCAUGGAAAUAUUGCCCAACUGGAUUUGUUUGUUUAUUUCAAAAUAUAAAAGACAAACUUGGAAAAUGUUAUCAUAAUCCAUUGAAACCAAUUGUUCCAAUUGAGAAGUUUGAUUUUGAAAUUCCUGAAGCCGAAAUUCCAGCAAGUAUUUAUGUAAUAUUAGUAACAUUAACAUUAGGAUUAUUUAUAAUUGCAUAUGCAAUUUAUGAAACUGAAACAAAUCGAAGAAAAAAUGAUGAAGAAAGAAUUGAACGUGCAAUUCGACAUCAAAUGGGUUUAGAUGAAGCUGGUGUUAUUGAAAUUGAUGAACAUAAUAGUGGAUAUAUCACUAUGUAA
This is a messenger RNA of Caenorhabditis angaria, 2651 nucleotides long. Lineage: Eukaryota; Metazoa; Nematoda; Chromadorea; Rhabditida; Rhabditidae. The record is from the annotation of a GenBank genome assembly.